CUGAGACUCACAGCCAGUCAGAAGAAAACUUUAAACGUCGACCUUAUUACCACUUAAGGUCCUUCGUUAGAGCAGAUAUGGAAAGACAAAAUGCUACAUGGAUCCUGGUUCUCCUGUCCCUGGUCGUCUUGGGUGUGGCAGUGACCACCGACCCUUUGACAGAUUUGGAAAAUAUCGCUGGGAAGCUGGUUUUCUAUCAGAUGGAAGGAAACGCCACCUAUGUGAGGGACACAGGAGAGCUGGCUUCAGAUGUUCCCACUGAGACCAUGUUUGAACUCUUCGAUCCACAGAUGAAUUUCAGCACGGCAAAGUUCACCUAUACCUGGGACCUAGGGAACGGAGAGGUGAUCAAAGGAACUGAGCCGGUGGUGCGAUAUAAUUACCCUGAGUCUGGAAACUACACACUGCGGCUGAAAGUGGGAGCAAAUUUAACCAAAUCUGCACCUCAAAUCACUGACGUUUACUCCAUGGAUGUACAAGUACUUGAUGCCAUUAGAAACAUCGAGCUGAAGGGCCCUCCUGAUUACGAGGUGUCUCAGAACACCAGCUUGGCAGUUCAUGUGGAUGGAAGUCCUCCCAUGUGGGUGUGCUGGCGUUUCCUGCCUAACUGUGACCCUAACAUGUCGGGUGGCUGCACACUGACCAUGCUGUAUGAAAACACUUUGAGACUAAACCACACCUUCACCUCGGCCGGUGUCCACUGUCUGGACAUCAGUGUCCGCAAUGACAUCAGCAAGCUGCAGACCUCCUUCAGCAUCUACGUCAAGAGAAGCUAUAGCACCCAUCUGUUCUUCAUCCUGGCAUGUGCUGCCAUACUUGUUGCAACGUUUUCCUUCAUCACUGUCAUCGUCUGUCGCCCUCGUCAUCAAAACAAAUCACAGAUUGCUGUCUCCAGUAAUGCCUUAUUCCUGAAAAACCAAGAAUCCGAGGGUCAAAGCACGAUUCUUUUUAAAUUCUCCAAUGAGAAAAAUGAAGAAAAGGAGCCUCUCCUGAUGCAGUAUGGGACUCAAUACUCCUCUUAAGAGUCAGUCUUCCAGCAUGCUGUGGCUGCAUGUUAAUCAUGUAGGUAUUUUGCAAAGGAAAAUACAAAAUUAUAGUGAUAAAAUUCUCAUCUCACAUUCAGACACAUUAUAAAUAAAUGUAGACACAAAUGGAUGAUUUGUGCACAACACAUAGCCUCAAAUGUAAUUUGAAAUGUAAGUACUCCAGCAGAGUUGGAUAUGUUCUGGUCUAAGCUCUAAUUGUGUCACUAAUGUUCAGUGAGCUGAAACGAGAAACACCUUGUGAUUUUCUAGAAACUAGAUGAUGGCAAUCAAUAAAUGCGUGAAAGAGGA
Labrus mixtus (cuckoo wrasse) is the source of this 1334-nucleotide messenger RNA. It is a transcript of the gene tmem130, whose product is annotated as transmembrane protein 130. The coding region runs from base 78 to 1022 and encodes 314 amino acids. Lineage: Eukaryota; Metazoa; Chordata; Actinopteri; Labriformes; Labridae. The record is from RefSeq and is a predicted model, not a curated record. The transcript has 8 exons.